This is a messenger RNA of Cladophialophora carrionii CBS 160.54, 1746 nucleotides long. RefSeq lists its product as uncharacterized. The record is from RefSeq and is a predicted model, not a curated record. The coding region runs from base 1 to 1746 and encodes 581 amino acids. Gene Ontology annotation, cellular component: small-subunit processome; nucleolus. Gene Ontology annotation, biological process: maturation of SSU-rRNA from tricistronic rRNA transcript (SSU-rRNA, 5.8S rRNA, LSU-rRNA). NCBI's taxonomy places the organism in Eukaryota, Fungi, Ascomycota, Eurotiomycetes, Chaetothyriales, Herpotrichiellaceae. The transcript has a single exon.
AUGGCGAAGAAAAGGAAAGCCCCACGGGCGACCACAGCGGCUGCACGACCGCACGAUGUUGACCGAUUCGAUCCCGAAGAAACUUUCAACGACUCCGAAGAUGACUUCUUCGCGGGACGAGACAAAGUCAUGCUGGACGAGGAGCCUGCUGCAAAGCGGAGGAGAAGACUAGAAGAGCAAGAGCGAAUUCUACAGCCAUCCGACGAGGAAGUAUAUCUGGAUCACGACCAGGAAUCUGAGGAUGAGGAUGAAGCACACGACGCCGUUGAGGGUGAGGAGGAAGAAGAAGACGACACUUACUGGGGAACAUCGAAGGCAGACUACUACAACGCUGAUGUUAUCGAGACUGAAGCGGAUGCGCUGGAGGAGGAACAAGAAGCUCGAAGACUGCAGGAGAAACAACUCAAGGCUAUGACUGAAGCGGAUUUCGGGUUUGAUGAAAGCGCCUGGGCGGAUGACAGCCAGACUGACAAGAGGCCGACCGUCGAGCGACUACCUGAACUGCAAGUACCGGACAGUGCGACCGAUGACGAACGAGUGAAUAUCCUCAAGUCAAGAUACCCUGAAUUCGAACCUUUGUCGAAAGACGUCCUGGAGUUGCAAUCUACAUACCAGUUACUCAAGAAAGAGGCGGAAUCGCAACAGCCAGGGAAUGGCCCUGGUCCUACUGUCAAAUUCCGAGCCUUGUCUGCGUACCUGGGGUCAGUUGCGAUGUAUCUUUCGCUCCUCACGUCUACCAAGAACGGCUUGGCACUGCCUCCGGGAGAGCUACGUCAGCAUCCGGUCAUGGCCAACCUCGUUCGUUGUCGGCAGCUGUGGCAGGAAGUGGAAUCCUUGCGAUCGACGGAUGUCCAGAUGGAGGAAAGACGCACCAAAGACAAGGUACCCGAGCCAAUGGAGAAGGCACAGCCGACACCCGAGAAGAAGACGAAAAGGGCAAAGAAGGUCAAGAAGCGCAGUUUAACACCGCCCGACCAGGCAUCACCAGAACCUCAGACUGCAAGUACCAAACGAAGGAGGGAAAAGAAAGGGAAGCAGAACGACCUGCAAAAACUGCUCGACGCGUCACUGAAGAAACCAACAGAGGCCGAAUCGGAUUUUGGCGACGAAGCACCUCUAACCCACGAAGAAGCCGAAGAGAAGGCUCGGCGGAAGAAGAGUCUACGAUUCUACACUUCUCAGAUCGUGCAGAAGGCAAACAAGCGAGGGGCAGCAUCAAGACAGGCGGGCGGCGACGAUGAUGUGCCAUACAAAGAACGCAUACGAGACAAGCAAGAGCGAUUGAUGCGCGAAGCUGAGCAGAGGGCACGAUCCAAUGCCAACAACGACGAGGCUCUUGGCACUGACGAUGAAGGCUCGGACCGUGGCAAUGAGAUCAACGAUGAAGCCAACGAGUACUAUGAUAUGCUGGUGUCGAACUCGAAGCAAAAGAAGGUGGGCAAGCAAGCUAGAGCAGAAGCAUACGCCGAGGCCGCUAGACAUGGCGCGCAAGUCUACGAACAAGAACAAGUUGGACCGGACGGUAAGAGAAAGAUCACCUACGCGAUCGAGAAGAACAAAGGCCUGCAACCGAAGAGGAAGAAGGACGUCCGCAAUCCUCGCGUCAAGAAGAGGAAGAAGUUUGACGAGAAGAUGAAGAAAUUGAGUUCGAUGAGGCCUGUCUACAAGGGCGGCGAGGGCAGAGGAGGGUACGGUGGCGAAGCGACGGGCAUCAAGACAAAUGUGGUCAAGAGUGUCAAAUUGUGA